AGGAAAAGAAAUUACUAAAUGGAAAUACUUCUUUCCCGCUUAUAACAAGUUUACACUUCAUAUAUCGUUUGUUUUAUUUGCAUAGCGAAGCAACCCCCACUGGAUUUGACAAUUAUUUGUCGAGGUGAAACUAAAAAUAGUGAAGAUUUGUGAUUUUUGUUUUACAAACCAAAAGGGUUUUAUUUUACGCUAUUUUAUAUUAAAUAAAAAUAUUUGAAUUGUAAUGGCUGCGGCGGAGUUGAAUCCCUUCGCCGCAUUACUAAAUGAACCGAAAGAAGAUGAGGGCUUCAAACAAGACUUGCUGGAGCGUAUUCUACUUUUCACAUUGCGUAAAGGUUCAACAUCUAGUGCUGCAAGAAGCUUCCCAUUAAUUUCUAUGACUGAUAUUGUUGUGGCUGUCGAUAAUGACACAACCGUAAGCGAAGAACUGUUGGGUCAUGCUAUUUUUGAACGCUUAAUGCUUAGCAAUCCUCAAGAUUAUUUAGUUGCAUCAACUGAAGGUGUUUGCGAUGAGGACGCUAAAGAGACGCGUGCAAUUUGCUAUCUACACCGUGCAUUUAUUGCUUGCGAACGAGCAAAAUCGGGAUUAUCUGAACAAAAUGAUGCUUGUGAAAAAAUACGAAAUAUAAUAAUAACAAAUGCCAGCACAUGCACACGUCAGCCAGAAUUAUUCACAAAUCAGAAUUUAUCCAUACAAUGGUUAGAAGUUCUGGAACACUCUGAUCCAAUCGAUACCGCAACGCAAGAAUUUUUUGUAGAAACAGUCAUUAAAGUAAUGGCUGAAGAUGAUCAGAUCGAAGCGCUGGGCGCUUUAAAAGCAAUAUUUUACCCAAUGCUGGCUGAAAUACAAAAACAAUUAGCAAACACCAAUCUUAUAACAAUUAAGAAAAAUACUUUUUGGACGCUUAGUUAUUUCGUACGCGACAAACGUGUACCACAAUUGGGUGAAGUGCUCAUCGAUUAUGUUACACCCAAUCCAAAUGCCAAAGGCAGUGAGUAUAUGGAUACAUUACUUGGUCAAUUACUUUGCCUAUCUAUUAUGCCCAAAAAAUCAAAUGGUCCGUUUGAGUUUUUUGCGGAAAUCAGUUUGGAGACACAACACUCCGAUCCAUCACUGUGGCAGCUUAUGGCAGUACAUCAAGAUGCGCUGUUUACGCUUGUUAAGCAAUUACUAGUAUUGAGCGCAACCACCAAAAAGAAGACUUUACAAUGGAUUUCUAAUUGCUUACACGCGAAUACAUCACGUGGCCAUUUAUGGAGUAAUAUUAAUUUGCCAUUUGAGCAAGUGAUAAACCAAAAUGCCAGCGAUUCCUUUAUGAUUGGUUUAACAGCAGUUCUACUACGCCUUUGCGCUCCACUGUGCGAACCCACCAUGAAAGUUUUAUUAGUCGACCCCACAUACUGUGCUGUCGCCGAAGCUGACCGUCAAGCAAAACAAGUUAGCUUGCUAAAAGCUGCAGAAGAAACAUGUCUUCUCCCUGUUGACGAGAAUGAAACGCGGGUCGUUGCAGAAAAAUUCAAUUUCGUCACCGAAUUAUUCUAUAUGACACACAAAGCAUUUGAACUAGGCUAUCGCGCUUGCAUUGAGCGUUACACCCGCAUGACGCGUGAACUGCAUAGUUUGCAAACAGCUUAUCAUGAUGUGGCACAAACAAAUCCCAACAACGAUUUAGCUAAAAAUCUAUUACGUAUGCUGAAGGAACAAAUGCAGCAAUACUUGUGUAUGCGUAACGGCCUAAUGGAACCCACAAACGAUACGCAUAUACUUAAAUUUUUCGAAGCAACCACCAUUUGGUUAACGGAAAUCGCGCUGGUUACCGAAGCUGAGUUUAAGGCUGCCGUUUUGAAGCAAGACUUUGCACCGCAUACGCGUAAAGAACGUCAAAUACCCGAUAAAUGUGAAUUUAUACCGCCAUAUUUGAAUUCAGUACCGGAAAAUGUUAUUGACAAUGUUGUUGCUUAUCUAAGUUUUAGCCGACAUUUUCCACCCGGCCAAUUUAUUGAGCUUUACCAGUCAUCACAUGAUGCGCUAUUCAAAAUGAUCGUUUUGUUUAUGGGUAGUGCCGAACUCGUUAAAAAUCCACAUUUGCGUGCUAAACUGGCUGAAGCGCUGGAAUUUCUACUACCCAAACAAAUUUCCGGCAGUAUGCGCAAUUCUUUCAUAACGCGUGUGUUCGAUAGUAAUGUGGAUCGCCUCAAGGUGGUGCGCAGUUUAUUAAAUGUAUUCGUAAGCAUCGAAAUGACAGGACAAUCGGUACAAUUUGAGCAGAAAUUCAACUACCGCCGCCCCAUGUAUGCCAUAAUGGAGUACUUAUGGACUAAAGAGGAUCAGGUGCAAUGUUUUAAGGACUUGGCUACGGAAGCAGAAGAAAAUAUGGAGGCUAUUGAACCACCACUGUUUUUACGCUUCAUUAAUUUACUUAUUAACGAUGCAAUUUUUUUGUUGGAUGAAUCGCUAUCCAAUUUGGAGCAAAUACGCCAACUACAAGAAGCGCAGAGUCGUGGUGAAUGGGAUGCACUUUCACAGAACGAUCGCCAGCAGCAGCUAUCCAGUCUACAUCACUUGGGUACGAUGGCGCGCAUCGACAAUAUACUGGGUCGUGAUACGAUCAACAUACUAAAGCUGCUUACAACUGAGAUUAAGAGCAUUUUUUGCCACAAUAGCAUGGUUGAUCGUAUUGCAUCAAUGUUGAACUAUUUCCUCUUGAAUUUAGUCGGGCCACAAAAGGAGCGCUUCAAGGUGAAAGAUAAGAAAGAAUUCGAAUUUGAUCCAGCACAAACAGUGCUGGAAAUUUGUCGCAUCUACAUUAAUCUCAGCACCAGCGAAGAAUUCUGUUUGGCCGUUUCACAAGAUGGGCGCUCAUAUAGCUCACAACUAUUCAAUUAUGCCGAAAAUAUACUGGUACGUAUUGGUGGUGGACAAUUAAUUGGUGAGAUAACUGACUUUGCAGCCAAAGUGCAACGUUUGGAGGUGCAAUAUCGUGAAGAACAAGAAUUUAUGGCUGACGCACCCGAGGAAUACCUCGAUCCGAUUAUGUCUACACUAAUGACAGAUCCGGUUAUGCUGCCCAGUUCGAAAGUGACUGUCGACCGUUCGACUAUAGCACGACAUUUACUCAGUGAUCAGACAGAUCCUUUUAAUCGUGCACCACUGACCAUGGAUAAGGUGCAGCCCAACAACGAACUGAAGCAGAAAAUCGAAGCGUGGAUGGCGGAAAAACGUGCCAGUGGACGUGCAGCAAAAAGUUGAAUAUGCUUUUGGUGCGAAAAAUAGCCAAAAAAUGUGAAAUGUAGCUGUAAGUGGUGCGUUAAAAAUGAUCCAUAGCCUUUUUGUUUUUUCGUUUGUUUUUUUUUUUUUUUCAUUUAGAAAGUUCAGUUAAGUUUGGCUUGCGUCAGUAGUUAUUUGCAUGUAUAUAAAUAAGUGUAUACAUAAAAGCAUUAAUUGAAAUUGCUGAGUUUUACCCAACAAUAAUUUCACAUUCCACAAUUUCUUUCAAUUCCUUGAGAAUUCAAAUUUUAAUGAAAAGUUUAAAGCUCAAGUGGAAAAUUAUUUUAGCUUGGGCUUAAAAUGGUGCUAGUUGCGGUCCUUGUAUGUUCUUAUUUUAUUUUAUUUGUAUAAUAUGAAAAGAUAUGUGAACUUUUUUUUGGUAAUAACUAAAAGUUAACAACUCCAACACUAUUUGUUUAUUCUUUUAUUUUUGGUAUUUAAAAGCAAAAUAUUCAAAAUAUUGCGAUUUUACAGUAAUUGUAAACGAUCCCUUGAAAACAUUGCUCCUAAUUUUUCUAACGGAUUUCGCUGCAUUUCUAUUUCCUUAAAAAUUUAAUUGUUGUUUGGUAUUUCAUUUUCUAAACUCAUGAAAAAAUAAAAAAAUGUCUAAAACACUGUGAAUGUAAUAUAAAAACUUUUUAGUGAUAAGCUAAUGCAUCCGGUGGUGCUCAGGGACACUGCCAAUUAGCUAACGGAUGCUUUGCAAUAUUUCUGAUAAUCGUCUAUACAGCUGUAUGUAUAGUACGAAGAUAUGUGUAUAUGAGUUCCAGCAAUAAGUACGUAUUUUUCAUUUAUAUAAAAUCAAAAAAAAUUACACAUAUUGUUUCGUUUAUUUAGUAAUUUCGCAAAAUAUGUUAACUAAUUUCAUACUUGUUGUUUGUAUAAUCCACCAAUAUUUUGUAUAUAUUAUUUUGCGAAUAUUUUAUGUGAAGGCCCAUACAAUUCCUUAAAUAUAUAAAAAUAUAUGUUUGAAAA
Molecule: messenger RNA, 4243 nt
Organism: Zeugodacus cucurbitae (melon fly)
Lineage: Eukaryota; Metazoa; Arthropoda; Insecta; Diptera; Tephritidae
Gene: Ube4A
Product: ubiquitin conjugation factor E4 A
Exons: 5
Coding region: 224-3250 (1008 amino acids)
Biological process (GO): protein polyubiquitination
Cellular component (GO): cytoplasm; ubiquitin ligase complex; nucleus
Molecular function (GO): ubiquitin-ubiquitin ligase activity
Source: RefSeq, a predicted model, not a curated record